AUGAUCUUCUCCGACUUCUACAAGGGCCCGCGCUCGCCCUUGGCCAAGCUGCGCCAUCAGCCCCCUCAGAUCCAAACCGAGCCGCUCGAGGAAACCCCCGACUGGCUCGGCGCCGAGUACGCCGAUCUCCUGAGCAAGGACAAGACGAAGCAGAAGGAGGCUGUCAAGCGAUACCUCUCCGACAAGGUCAAGACGGACUGGCAGUUUACUUGGCCUGCUCAGCCGAGUGCCACACCGCCUCUCGAACCAGAACGUCGGCCGGGCCAGGAUGAUGAAGCCUGGACCCAGGCUCCACCCGACGAGCACCAGGACGACGCUUGCCAGGACGCUGCCCAUCAGGGGGGUGGCCUCGCCGGGUUGGACGGAGCUGUCUCGGACGCCUCGGACGACGACGCCUCGGACGACGACGAUGCGCGAUCCGUGUACAGCAUCGUGUCCGAAGAUGCCGUCCACUAUCGCCCGAGAAUGGAGUGGACCUCCGACCUCUCUGAUGACGACGAAACCACCGUCGACCCUGCAGUCGAUGCGCACCCUGCCGACGCCUCCGUCCCCGACAAGCGGACUCGCCGCCGGAGGGCCUUGCGAGAGGAGCUUUCCUGGAACGACGGCCUGGCCUGCUUCGAGGCGCGACGCGAUGCCUGGACCGGUGCCCGAACCGUCCGCGUCCGCCACAAGCCCGCCACCCCUCCUUCAUCCUCUCCCCGCUCGCCCCGACGCUUCUUCUUCCUCCACUCGCUGUCGGCGUCGCCACCCAGCUCGGCGCCCGUCGCCGCCGCCCCGAGUGCCGACGGCUCCGGUACCCUCUCCGACGGCUCGUCGGUGGCCCGCGAAGGAAACGGCCAGGAGCUCAAGAGGCGGCAGUCGUCCAUCUCCGACGCAACCUCGCCUCGCCUCCAUCCCGUCGAGACCUUGUUGCCACUCGGCCCGCCCCUGCUCCCCCCGAAGAAUCCCCUGCGGGCCUCCAUCAACCCCAACGUCUACCUCAGCCUCUACGACAAGGUGACGCUGAGCAACCUGCAGCCUGCCUGCCCCGUCAACCUGUCCGACAUGGUGCGCUCCUGCGUCGCCGGCUGGAAACGCGACGGGGAAUGGCCCCCGCGAUCCUCCAUCGCCGAGCAUGUCAUGGCGGCUCGCAAGAAGAAGCGAGCGUCCGCACCUUCGGCAGGGAACGACCAUCACGGUACCUUUACGAGGCGUAUGAGCUUUGGUCUUCUCGGACGCGACGACGAUGAUCUUCGACCAGCCAAGGGGAUCCGCCGAAGCCUUCAGAAGGCCUUGGGAAUUGGUCCCGUCCCUGGCGUCGAACCUGAGCCGGUCAAGGGCGGAUGA
Messenger RNA from Drechmeria coniospora, 1329 nucleotides. RefSeq lists its product as uncharacterized. The record is from RefSeq and is a predicted model, not a curated record. The coding region runs from base 1 to 1329 and encodes 442 amino acids. The transcript has a single exon. Lineage: Eukaryota; Fungi; Ascomycota; Sordariomycetes; Hypocreales; Ophiocordycipitaceae.